UUGGGAGAGGGGGGGGAAAUCCCCCGGAGCCGCUGGAGUCUCGCGUUUCUUGGCUUUCGCCCCUGCAGUUUUAAGCUUUUUCGGCUUAAGCUUUUUCUGAGGAGGGCCCCCGUCCCCUGCCUCUCUACCAACAGAGGCCGCCUCUCGCAAAGGACGUCAUUGGGCUUAAGCCUGUGGAUGAGGAAAUGCGGAGGAGCCAUUGCUCAAGGUCCAAAGGCGGAGCGGAGUCGCAAUGAGGAAAGAGGUGAAGGAAUUGAGCCGCCUUUGAAUCCCCGCCUAAAGGGCUCGUUUUGUGUGAAAAGGUUGUUUGCAGCCUUGCUCCAUAAGCACACCUUUUACUGUGUAGAGGCUGAAAUAGAAAUGAUGUCUUUGGACAGCUUUCAGAGGACAGUCCAUAAUCCGAUUAUUCCAUUUGUUGAGUCUAUAAUUGAUGGUAUUUUGCCUGGAGAACGUGUUGUGGUACGUGGGUUAGUUCCAAAAGAUUCAGAGAGGUUCCAAAUAGACUUCCAGUGUGGAAGUACCACAAAGCCUCGGGCUGAUGUUGCCUUUCAUUUCAACCCUCGGUUCAAAAAAUCAGGUUGCAUUGUCUGCAACACUCUGCAGAAUGAAAAGUGGGGCUCGGAAGAGAUCACGUAUGGGAUGCCUUUUGAAAAAGGAAAACCAUUUGAGAUUAUCUUUAUGUUUCUACAAGAGAAAAUUCAGGUGUCCGUAAAUGGAAAGCACUUGUUGCUUUACAAACACAAAAUUAAUCUUGAAAAAAUAAACACCCUUGGAAUAUAUGGAAAUGUGGAGAUCAACGUGAUCGGAUUUGUUUCAAAUAAGGAAGCAUUACCUGAUAGUUCACAAUUUGUCAUUCCUUAUACUGCUAGACUCGAUUCUCCUCUUGAGCCUGGGAGAACAAUUGCCAUUAAAGGUGAAAUUAAAGAGAAAGCAAGCAGAUUUACAGUUAACCUUAAACCCAGUGAUUCUGACGAUAUUGCUCUGCAUCUGAAUCCCCGAAUGAAAGAGAAAACAUUUGUGAGAAAUUCCUACCUGUUCAAUUGUUGGGGAGAAGAAGAGAAGGAAGUCCCUCAUUUUCCUUUCAGUCCAGGAAUGUACUUUGAGCUUAUAAUACUCUGUCAAGCUCACCAGUACAACGUUGCCAUCAAUGGAGUCCACACUCUGGAGUACAAACACCGCUUUAAACAACUCAACAAGAUCAACACAAUUGAGAUCUCAGGGGACAUUCUAUUGCUCGAUAUGAAGAGUUGGUAGUUCUGCAGGAAUACUUGUGCAGUUCCUGAAAUUACUUGCAGAAACAUCUCCUUUAUCCCUUUUUUCCUAAUCUUGAGAACUCAAGAUUAAUGAUAAAAAACUGAUUCCAGACAUUUCUUCAUUCUUGCCCUGAGGAAGAACUUCAGAUAUUCUUACUAAUAACUAACCACAGCUUACAUAUUAACUAACUAUACAAUAGAACAAUUUGGUAUACUAAGUGAUAUACCAGCUCUUGCUACAAAUAUCAUGUUUAAGGAUGAAUAGUGAAUCUGAAGAUUAGCAACAGGAAGCAAUUUGUGAAGCACUGAGAAAUUCCUUAAGAGUUUUUAUGUGUGCCUCUUUCACCUUUUAGAUCUUUUAUAGAAAUCAUGGUGAAAAUAUUUAUCCUAACAGAAUAGGGAAAUGCCAUAUUCUAAGUCAGGCAUGGGCAAACUUGGGCCCUCCAGAUGUUUUGGACUCCUACUGGCUGUUAGGAAUUAUGGGAAUUGAAGUCCAAAACACCUAGAGGGCUCAUGCCUGUUCUAAGUGAUAAUCAAUUGGCUGCUUUUUUUAAAAACACAAAUAUAUCUUGGAACAUACCUCCUCUAGGAUUGCCCUGUGAGUGUUCAACUACGUAUUUUAAAAGAGUGUAAACAACUUCCCAUGAAGAAUCUUUCUGCAGAAUGGUGUAAUUCAAAUGGGAAAGUUCAUAUGCAUUACUUCAUAAUUGCAGAUUUUAGACACAGGGUGCUUUUUUUUCAGCUGAACAAUCUAAAGCAUCUGUAUAUAGUUCUAACAUCAGAACUGAAAUAUGACUUCUAUGAAGCUAUAACAAAAACUCAGAUUUAUGUCUUCCACAAAUAAAGCCAAAUUUGUAUAUCAUAAA
This is a messenger RNA of Anolis carolinensis (green anole), 2119 nucleotides long. RefSeq names its product galectin 8 (gene lgals8). Gene Ontology annotation, cellular component: cytoplasm. The transcript has 10 exons. The coding region runs from base 178 to 1254 and encodes 358 amino acids. Gene Ontology annotation, molecular function: carbohydrate binding. Lineage: Eukaryota; Metazoa; Chordata; Lepidosauria; Squamata; Anolidae. The record is from RefSeq and is a predicted model, not a curated record.